This is a messenger RNA of Cucurbitaria berberidis CBS 394.84, 342 nucleotides long. RefSeq lists its product as uncharacterized. Bases 1 to 342 code for a protein of 113 amino acids. Lineage: Eukaryota; Fungi; Ascomycota; Dothideomycetes; Pleosporales; Cucurbitariaceae. The record is from RefSeq and is a predicted model, not a curated record. The transcript is spliced from 3 exons.
AUGGAUUCCGCCCUCCAGAAAUUCAAGCUUGUCUUCUUCGUUCCGCCCGCCGCCCUCUCAGCCUGCAAGACGGCCAUCUUCGCCGCCGGCGCCGGAUGUUUCCCAGGCCCUGCCGGCUACACUGACUGCUGUUUCAUAAGCAGAGGCACGGGGCAAUUCAAGCCGGGUUAUGCUGCGAAUCCACAUAUUGGGAAAGUAGGAGAGCUUGAGCAAGUAGACGAGUGUAGAGUGGAGGCGAUAUGUCUCGGUCGUGAGACUGCUGUAAAGGCUGUCGAGGCGUUGAAGAGGGCACAUCCGUACGAGGAGCCAGCUUAUGAGGUUUAUAAGAUGGAAGAUUUGUAA